AUGCCCUCAGCAGCUAAAUUCGGACGUCUGCUGGAGGAGCAUGGCGAUGAUUUGGACGACUAUGGUCUUGACGACUCGGACAAUCCCUUUGGAUCUCCCACUCCCCCACCAGAAUCGUCUUCCAAAAAGCGAAAGGAGCCCGACUCUGGACUGGGAAUUGAAGAGGAGGUUUCUGUUCAGAAACGAGUGAGAGUUCCAAAUGUUAAGCUUGAUGAAGAAAGAUUGCUAGGUCCAGCUGGAAUCCCCAAGCUGAGAAGACGAGCUUUCGGCCUCAAGCUAAAAGGAAAGGGCCACGAGUUCUCAGACGCUUCAAGACUCCUCUCCUUCUACCAGCUAUGGCUCGACGACCUCUUCCCCAAAGCCCGGUUCCUCGAUGCCCUCGCCAUGGUUGAGAAAGCCGGCCACAAAAAGGCCCUUGUGAGCGCACGAAGCGAAUGGAUCAAUGAAGGCCGCCCCAAGGCCAGCAACGACGACGAUGACGAGCUGGACAUUGGAGCUGUAGCCAUUACCGAGGACUCGCAAGUGACGGAAGGCGGCAUUCCCGCGCAAAGGACGCAAAAGACUCCAGAGAGAGACGAUAUCCCUGAUGACGAUGACUUAUACGGCGCUACGCCCCGAGGACCAGCGCGAACGGCAGACGCUCUUCGUCCUGCGCCGUCAAACGACGCCCCCGACGACGACGACCUGGAAGCUCUCAUGGCCGAAGCCGAAAACGAAGAAGACGAUUUAGACGCCCUCAUUGCGGAAGCAGAAGUGCAAGACCGCUCUAGCGGACAUUCUGCGGAGAAUGGCACGAGCAACACCACUUCCAAUGACAAGGGGCACGACUUUGCGGAUGAAGAGGAAGCCAUGCAGGAGAUGGAGGGAUUGUGGUAA
Messenger RNA from Trichoderma breve, 876 nucleotides. RefSeq names its product replication fork protection component swi3 domain-containing protein. Gene Ontology annotation, molecular function: DNA binding. The record is from RefSeq and is a predicted model, not a curated record. Bases 1 to 876 code for a protein of 291 amino acids. Gene Ontology annotation, cellular component: replication fork protection complex; nucleus. Gene Ontology annotation, biological process: replication fork arrest; DNA replication checkpoint signaling; replication fork processing. The transcript has 4 exons. NCBI's taxonomy places the organism in Eukaryota, Fungi, Ascomycota, Sordariomycetes, Hypocreales, Hypocreaceae.